UUCGACACCCCCCAGGAGGCCUUCGGGGCCCUGCGCCCCGCCUGCGUCCGGCUGACCAAGGCCCCGACCGCGGAGAACGCGGAGCGCCUGGGCUCGCGGCUGCGCGCGGUCAGCGCCGCGGCCCUGCAGGAGCUGCAGGAGUACGUCCUCUUCCCGCUGCGGUUCACGCUCAAGGCGCCCGGGCCCAGGCGGGAGCGCGUGCUGCGCAGCGUGGCGCGGAGCCUCGCCUUCGUGCUCUCGGCGACGCGCGUGACGAAGGCGGACCUGCUGCUGGAGCUGCUCUCGGAGCUCUGCGUGUGCCUGGCGCCCCCCGCCAGCCCCCCGCGGCCCGCGCCCUGGUCGGAGGAACUGAAGCGCGAGCUGGCCGAGGCGCUGCUGGCCCUGCUGCGCUCCGCCGGCGGAGAGGCUGUGCCGGCGCUCUACCGGCCCGCCGCCCUUCCCCAGCUGGGCUUCGCGGUGUCCCUGCUCUUGGCGCUCGCGGAGCAGGAGAAAGCCCGGCAGGUUAAGAUGGCCGCCCUGCAGUGCCUGCGGGCUCUCGUCUUGCAGGGUGACUGCCCGGAGCCCCACCGGUCCCUGGACAGGGCGGAGACGAGGCGGCGUGGGGAUCUCUUUGCGUCCUUCCUCCCUGGCAUCUCCGUCGCUCUCUCCAGGAUUAUCACGGGAGAUGCGAAGCAAGGCCAGGCCGUCACUGUCUCGGCCAUCGAGCUCUUCUCUAGGGCUGUCGGUCUGGUGAUGGCGGAUGAACAGCUAGCGCAGGUCCCUCCGGAGAAGGAGACGCCAGUCUUGGAACAGAGUAAAAUAUUGGAACUCAUGGUCCACCGAGGCCCAGACUGGACAAGAAACACUGCAGCCAAACUCUCCAUCCUUAUCAAGAAGGUGGUUGGAUUUGUGUCUGUUCAUCCCCACUGGAAGGUGCGACAGGCGCUGGUGGAAAUGGCUCAACUCCUCAUGACAAAAUGUGGGCGGUCUUUGGUGGACUCCGCUGGCCAGUUGUUAAAAGCCUUAGUUGGCCUCGUAAAUGACGAGAGCCCUGAGGUCCAGCAUCAGAGCGAGAGGGUGCUGCAGGAUAUUGCGGCACAGGAGAGAGUGGCUGGGAAUAGGCUCCUUGCUGACGUGCUGUCCGAGGAUCUUCACUCUCUCGCCACUGCUCUUCCCCGUUUAAUGAACUCCCAGAAUGACCAGGGCAAGAUGGCUACCUUAAACUUGGUCUACGGGUACUUGAAGCUCUUGGGGCCAAAGGUGAACAUGGUUCUCAACUCUACCUCCCACCUUCAGCGUCUGUCCAAAGCAUUGAUGCAAAUCCUGGAGCUGGAUGUGAGGGAUGUGAAGAUUGUGGAGGAAAGGUGCUGCGCCCCAGAAGCUUUUCAGCAGCCCUCUCUGGGCAGUGUCCAGAGGAAGUACUUCCGAUUCUUCACAGAUGACCGAAUUUUUUCCCUCCUGCGGCAGAUUUGCCGGGCUCUAGGUAAUUAUGGGAACCUCUAUUUGCUUGUAGAUCAUUUCAUGGAACUAUACAGAGAAUCAACUGUGUAUCGGAAGCAAGCUGCAAUGGUUAUCAAUGAACUGAUAGCUGGAGCCACAGGGUUGGAGGCCCAGGAAACUUUUCUGAACUCAGAGGAUCUUAUGGGGAUCAUAACUUCUGUACUAGAAGAAUACGUGGACUCAGGAAAUUGGCAUUUGGUCACCAGCCUGGAAGCCCAGGAGUCCAGGGCUGAAUCUGCAGUGGUGGAUUCCAGAUCUCUUGCUAUUCCAUAUGGAGCACCUAACCAACCUCUUCUAUCCUUGGAUCCGGGCCCCACAGUCCGCUGUAUGAAUAGCAACAUUUGGCAGAUCUGCAUCCAACUGGAAGGGAUUGGCAGCUUUGCCUCUGCCCUUGGAAAGGACUUCCAUUUGCUGUUAAUCUCGGCUUUGUACCCUGUUCUGGAAAAGGCAGGGGACAGGACGCUCCUGGUCAGCGAGACGGCAAAAGGGACCAUGGUCAACAUCUGCCAGGCCUGUGGAUAUGUCUCUGUCCCUGAGCUCAUCAAUCAGAAUGCUGAUUACUUGGUGAACGGGAUCUCCUUGCACCUGAGGCACCCAGCCAGUGAGCCCCAUGCCUUGCAGGUCCUGGAAGCCAUGCUCCGACACUCAGAUGCCAGGGUGGUACCAUUGGUGGAGGACCUGGUUGAAGACGUUUUGGCCAGGCUGGAUCAAUGUCACAGUGAACGAGCAUCUUCAUUCCUGGGGGCUCUACGGACCCUGAUGGCCUCACUAGGUUCCUGGUUUGGGCUGGAGCAGCAAACCCAGAAGAAACCAGAAGGUGGUUCUUCCUGCCCAGAGGCACGGAGACCUGUCAACCUGCCCACUGCAGCACAAAUGGAAGAGUUCUUUUUGGCAUACGUUAAGCAGAAGCGGAUUGCAGAGGGGGAUAUUGAGGAUGAGGAAGCGGAGGAGGAAGAGGAGCCUGCUAUGCAGCCCGAAGUGACAGAACAGCCUCUGGAGGCAGAGAGCCCGUUGCCCUUGCAGGCCAAGAUGGCUAAAGACGUAAUGGAGAGGAGCACACACUUACUCCCCAGCAAGAGCCUUGCAGUUCGACUGAAGGUCCUCGAUGUUCUCGAACUCUCUGUGAUGGUGCUUGGGUCACAUGAAAACGUGCUUCUUCCAUUGGUUCAUCAGGCCUGGCCUGCUCUCGUCUGCCGCUUGACUAACGAUGACCCCUUGGCUGUCCUCAGAGCCUUCAAGGUGCUGUGCACUUUGGGAGCCUGCAGUGGGGAUUUCCUAAGGCACCGUUUCUCCAAAGACGUCUUGCCAAAGCUGGCUGCCUCCCUUGUUGCCCAAGCAUCGGGCAGCGCCCAUGCUGGGCCCGUUUACAGCCACACCCUGGCCUUCAAACUGCAGCUGGCUGUGCUCCAGGGCCUCGGAUCACUCUGCCAAGCUCUGGAUCUUGGCGAGAAUGACCUGAAUACAGCAGUGGAUGCCUGCCUGCUCUACCUCAGUGCCAGGCAGCCUGGGAGACUGCAAGAAGCUGCUCGCAGCGUUUUCCUCCACCUGAUGGAGGUCGAUCCGGAUGCCAUCUGGCUCUUCCUCUGCAACGUCUGGUGCCCCUGGAACUUGGAGGCCCCCCACCCCAGCCUGCACCCUGUGAAACUGGGGGGGAGCGAGAAGACGCGGAACGAGUUCACGGACAACGUGCAGCGCCUCUUGGAAGAGCUGUGCGGCUGAGGGAGAGGGAGCGGCCCCUGGCACCGUGCUUGAACUGUGGAGGGGGCGACUGUUUCAUAGGACCAGGGCCGCCACAGAGAAGGGCAGCUUCCAGACUUCCGAGCAUCCGCAGGAGACCCUCCCGGAUUGUCCACACAGGUCCAGUGGAUUCUACCUGGAGUGAAGAGGCUUUUGGACAUCCAGGACCCAAGCCGUGAGGGGUGCUUGUGGGCAGUGCCCGGCGCUGUUGCUGCAGCGGCUUUUGCCCGUGAGCAGUUGGGCAGCUGCGUUUUGCCCCUUUGGGGCUGCAUGAUUCUCUGGUGGGCUUACAGCAAGCCACAAAACGGUGACCUUGCGCUAUCCCUGGCUGGGCCCAGGAUGGAGACGGGGAUCCCACGGUGGCUCCUUUUCCUGGUUUGCGGCAUGUAACGAUUGCUGCGGCUGAUUAAGGUGCAGGUGAGGAUGGGGCUGAGGACUUGCUGCCCUCCUUCUGCCCCAGUGCCAGAGUUUGAGGCGCAGAUGCCAGCAAGUUCAGCCUCGGCUGUAGGUAUCCCGAAACUCUGCAGCCCCAGCUUCAAUUUUGCUGAUGGCAGAGAGAGAGAACUUAAUAUGCAAAGCACCAGCAGAGAAUAAAUAGGCAGUGCGAAAAUGCCAUUUCCCUUUUCUGACCAUUAUGUUGUUUCAGACAAAAGCAAUUUACUCUGCCUGUAAUAAAGCCAAGGUGAUAACGAA
Molecule: messenger RNA, 3909 nt
Organism: Python bivittatus (Burmese python)
Lineage: Eukaryota; Metazoa; Chordata; Lepidosauria; Squamata; Pythonidae
Gene: TTI1
Product: TELO2 interacting protein 1
Cellular component (GO): cytoplasm
Source: RefSeq, a predicted model, not a curated record